Molecule: messenger RNA, 3941 nt
Organism: Cucurbita moschata (crookneck pumpkin)
Lineage: Eukaryota; Viridiplantae; Streptophyta; Magnoliopsida; Cucurbitales; Cucurbitaceae
Exons: 15
Coding region: 85-3729 (1214 amino acids)
Biological process (GO): regulation of cell cycle
Cellular component (GO): nucleus
Molecular function (GO): protein binding
Source: RefSeq, a predicted model, not a curated record
CUCUCUUCUGAAAUUCAUCAUCUUCAUCGAAUUCUAUUAUUCAUUGUUGAUCUCCCGAGUGUUUCAAUCUUGCUAUUCCUUUCGAUGUCAAGAGCUCAACUCAAAGAUCAGGCAGACGCUAGUCUUGAGAUAAUUUCCAUCGGAUCCUUGUACAGUGGACCGUGGGCCAAGAAGUACUGGAGCAGCUCUAGGGGUAAGGAUCGAUUUCCCUAUCCAGUCGGGUAUCAGGCUGUUCGGGAUUACAAUGGGAUCAAAUAUAAAAUAGAAGUUCAUGAGGGUCCAAAAGGACCUUUAUUUAUGAUUUUGUCCAUGGAUGGACGUUCAUUUUCUGGGCAGACCCCUGAUAUUGCAUGGGAGAUGUUUCAGAGGAAAAGCUGCCUCCAUACUAAAAUUUGGCACGGGAAAAGGUCUUCAUGCAAGGUUGAUGGCGUGGAGUUUUUUGGGUUAAAAAAUCCAUUUGUUCAGAGGUUACUUAGGGAGCUAGUGGCAAAUGUCAGUGGAACAGCAGAGCUAGACCCUUCAAACUUAUGCAGCAAGGCUUCUGGAUCUGCACAGACUGCAGUUGAGCAACAUUGUGUUGAUGAGUGUAAAACUGCUAAAUUAGUUUCUAGCCAUGAAAGAUCGAAGAGUGCAAGAAAGAGAAGCAGAAUUCAAGGAAUUGAAACGGCAAAGUCACCCAAUGGUUCUAAUCUAAAAAAAGCACGAAAUCAUGGUUCUGGAAUUAGAUCCAUGACUGCAGAAUUAAAUUCAGUGUCUGCUAAUGAUGGGAAUCAAGGUUUUUGUGAGAAAGCUAUAUGUGUACAAGAGGAGCAUGCUGUCUCAGAGACCACUCAAGUAGCUCAUAAUGUGUCCAUUGAUGAAAAACAUCAUGAUAGGUUGUCAACGGACAAAUUGGAAUAUAUUAGUCGAGAAAUGGAAAUAGAUGAUAACAGUGGGGUUGCUUCUUUCCAAAAGGAUUAUUGUCCAGACACUGAAGAUAAUAAUCAUGAUGCUUCAGAUACCUCAGAUCAAAAGCAAGUUAUUUUUGAGUCUGCUCCAAUUAGCUUUGAAAAGAAAAAUCUCAACAAGCUUGAUAUCAUCAUAUCUGAAGAGUCGGUGAUGGACGCCCGUCCAGAAGAAAUCUGCUCAUUGAACAGGAACUCAGGCUCCAAAAGAAAUGAUUUUGAUUCAGUAGGCCAAGACAUGGUGAAGUCAAUGAUGACAUAUUUGCUUCCACAAGCAGUUCCUCUGCUUGAGGAGAAUUCUGGCAGGAAAAAGACGGCCACAUCUAAUUUGGAAACUUUUCCUUGUGAUGAAAAUACAAAAGAUGUUUGGCCUACGGAGAGAGAAGGUAGAGAAAAGCAGGAAUACAUGAACAUCCAACAUGGGAAUUACAAAUUUGUUGUCCCUUGUCUUGAGCUUCCCAAAACUGGCCUUGACAAUCUAGAGGGUGAACAACAUUAUGACCGUGCAAACGUUAAUGGCAGCUUCUCUUCUUUUGCUGACAAUGAUCAAGCCAAGGAAGACAUGAAACCUGUUGAUUCUUGUGGAUUCCAAUUCUCUGGUCGCAUGAAUGAGUUGUUAGUAAAUCAUCAUGAAGCUUCUGGAAUCAAGAAGUCCCGUGACAGUGAAAAUGGUGAAAAUUUGCUUGGAACUUGUCAGGAGGGUAAUUUGUAUGUUUCAGAAUGUCCUCCCAGCUGCAGUUCUUCUGGUAGAGUUCUCAAUGAAUGUCCGUUAAAUCUCCAAAUAAAUUCCUGUAAAGUGGACCAGAAAACUCCUGAAGAUUACAAGGAAAUCAAUGGUGAUGAGCAACCUUGUCCGAGUGAAUCCUUUUCUCAACUAUCGCAUGCUCAGAGUGCAAAUGAUUCAAGUGUACGAAGUACCUCCGCAUUUUCAGAGGCAUUAAAUAAGGAAGUCAUUUUAGGAAAAGAGGCUGUGGGAAUUGACACUUCGCCAUUUUCUCAAGUUCCAAGCAUUGUGUACAGUAGGAGAAAAACUCAAAAGGUGUCUCAUUUGGCUAAGGAAGAGAAUCGUCCUUCCGAAGCUUCCAACACUAGUGACCUUGGAAAACAUUAUGGAACAGAAGCAUCUUCCACUAAAUCUCCACAUUCUUCUGGUAUCAAUGUUUGCACUUUACCUGGAAACCAACUAAGAGAAGAUUUACUUUCUGAACCUACACGUAGAGAACCGCCCCCCAUCAAUUGCAGUUAUGAAACUACUAUGAAAGCUGAAACAGGAUUAGAAAAAAUAUGCCAUCGCAGUCCUACAUUAGACCUAAAUGAAGCAUCGCCACAGAGAGACAACAAGAGUCAUAAUUCAGGACUUCUAGACAAACAUGUUUUGAAGGAAGAUUUGGAAGGUUGUGUUGAUGGGGGAAUGAUUGAGCAUAAUAAUGUUUUGAGUCCAAAUAAAUAUGAGUUAUUUUAUGAUGUGGGAGAAACCUCCAUAGAUGAAAGUAAGGAUUCUUAUCCUCAUGGCAAUGUGGAGCUCUAUCGUGAGGCAGAAGGAAUGUCAAAAAUAGUGGGAUCUUAUUUGCACCCUAUGCCUGUAUUAUCAAUAUUUCUCAGCAACGUUGAGAAUGUAAUCCACAUUUGUGUUUUGUGUGGUCUUUCGGUGGAAAAGAACAGAACACUUAUUACUUACACCGUGGAACUGAAAGAACCAAGGUUGGGAUACCCAUCCAUGGUUGGCCACACGACAGUAAUGGUGCCGACUCUAAAAGAUUAUUUGGGCAAAGAAGUUGCAGUAGAGCGAACUGGUUUCCAGCAAACUCCAGAUGGGAACUUUCUUGUUUUGGUUGGUGGCGUUGAAGCACCUCUUUGCAGAACAGGGAGUAUAAAUUGUCCAUGCUCUACAUGUACAUCUCGCAAGUUUGAAGAGAAUGUGGUGAAGAUUGUGCAAGUUAAAUAUGGUUACGUGUCAAUCAUUGCAAACUUGAGAAGUGUUGACAGUGUACAUUGUAUAUUGGUUUGUGGACCUGAUCAGCUUGUUGCUGUUGGAAGUGGGGGACGUCUGCAUCUUUGGGUCAUGGAUUCAACUUGGAGCAAACAGAUAGAAAGUCAUACCAUACCGUCUGAGGACCACAUAUCUCCUAACUUGGUUGAGCUUCAAAAGGUCCCACAGUUUUCCAAUUUGGUUGUAGGCCACAAUGGAUAUGGUGAAUUCAGUUUAUGGGAUAUCCAAAAACGUGCAAUGAUGUCUAGGUUCUUUACUCCGAAUGCCUCAGUUAAUCAGUUCUUUCCAAUUAGUUUGUUUCGUUGGAAAGAAACGGAAAGCUUUACCAGCAACGUUAAUUCAAGGGACUAUGUUAAAGAGCUGUCGUGUGCAACAAAUACAAGUUCAAUGAUCCCUGAUGAACAUUCGUCACUUCAGCUGAAGGAUACUGCCAUAUGGCUUUUUGCUUCAACCACAUCAGAUUCUAAUGAUCCACAUAACUAUUUACCAACGGGUUGUCAGAAAAAUCAUGCAGAAUUGUGGAAACUAAUGCUACUUGCUAACAGCACGGUUACAUUCGGUGCGGAGCUGGAUUUAAGGGCUUCUGCAAUUGGGGCAUCAGCUGGUCGCGGUAUCAUUGGGACUCAGGACGGCCUAGUUUAUGUGUGGGAAUUGUCUACAGGAAAUAAACUGGGCACUCUUCUUCGCUUCGAAGGUGCAAGUGUUAUUUGUAUUGCAACUGAUAAUAGAGAGGGAGGCGUGGUAGCUGUAGCCGCUGGUAGUAGGCUUCUGGUAUGUCUACUUUCAUCCCAAUAACCAAAACUGCACUAUCAACGAAAUGAAGAAAAUUACUUGUAAAUUGAACACUUAUCAGCAAAAUGUUCAUAGUUUUGAGUUGAUGCCUGCCAUGAUAUUGAUAUGACAAUGUAGGAUUUAUUGUAACGUGGCUGCAUUUUGACCGAUGAUGAUGAAUCAAAAUAAUCAUUCAUCAUGAAAUAAAGAAAUCAUAGUAACUUUCAUGUUGACAA